Messenger RNA from Cuscuta europaea, 1139 nucleotides. The record is from the annotation of a GenBank genome assembly. NCBI's taxonomy places the organism in Eukaryota, Viridiplantae, Streptophyta, Magnoliopsida, Solanales, Convolvulaceae.
UAACAGAUUACAUGGAUGUCAUAUACACCCCGAUGUUGGAGAAGUUGCCCUCGACAGGUCGAGAGCAUUAAUUAUGAUACACGACGAGCAUAUGUUCCAUUGAUAUGUUUUGACAUUGUUGAGCGUCAUUUUCCAAACUGUGUAUUGUGUCAGUUUGGCUAUGAGCGGGUCAUUCCAUCAUCUGUUGAUAAGUACAGGGAUCUUCAUAAGCUCGUUAGGCAUGGGAAGCCUACAGGAUUGGCCACUAAGGCAUGUUCGAUACAUUUCUAUGUGGGAGAGGCGAGCGGAAAUUGUUGUCACUGGGAUGCCAACAAUGCAACCAUCAAUUCCUUUGGACUACAUGGGAUGGUAUUACACCAUCACAGAGUUAUUUGCUUCCCCUUCAUUCAAGCUACCUACUCACAAUUAUCAACCUAGUUCGGUUGCACUGCACUUGAUGGUAAGUGUGCUAGUAAAGUGGUUCAUGUUCUGUAUUUAAUAUUUUCCUAUUAUUUCAAAAUAAUUAUAAUUAAUGUUCCACGUUUCAUACACGGGCUUUGCAUCAUAUCCAUGAGCUAGUGACUACUAUAAUGAGUGAGCUCAAUGACGUGGACACAUACAAUGAGGUUAUGUCGGGCAUUGCUUUGCUCUGUUUUACAUAUGACCUCCUCUUAAUAUUCUACGGUAUCCACAUCUACACCAGCAUCAUCCCAGCCGGUGAGCCGUGGCAGAGUUGUUCUUCAGCCACGUCAGCGGCGUGGACGUAUGCGUCCACAACCACAUCUGAAUGAUCAAGAGGAUCAUGAAGAGCAUGAAGACUUGUAGCCUGUCUCCACUAAAUAUUAUGUUAGGAAAAUCAUUAUAUUUAUUUAUGAGUGUCGCUAGUUUUGUCAAUCUUGUGAAACACCAUGCUUAUUAAUUACUCUCUGUGUCCCUUAAAAUUCUUCUCAGAUAUCUUUUUGGGGUGUCCCAAAAAAAUUAUUCUCAUUACCUUUUUUGAAAAUUUUGUGUGGCUAAUAUUCAUUUAGAAUGUUACUUUUUAUUACUCAAUCACAACUAUACAUUUUCAUUUUAUUAUCACUUUUUAAAACUCCGAUCCAAGUCAAACUUGGAAGAUUUUUAUGGGAGAGAGGGAGUACUUAAUCAUUUGAGGAUUCGGG